AUGGUCGGUGGUAAUGCCGUCUACAGUGGUACAACGUCCGUCACCAUAAACAACCACGCCUGUCAGAAGUGGUCAUCACAGUCUCCAAACAAACAUGGCUACAUCGACAGCUACUUCUCCGUCACCAACGGAGACGCCAGUCCUGGCUAUGCAGGUGCUUCCAACUACUGCCGUGAUCCUUCGGGAGGUAACUUGAAACCUGAGGGUUUUGCAUGGUGUUACGUUGCUAGUGGCAAGACCAGAUGGGAGAGAUGUGACAUUCCCAGAUGUCCUGCUACCACCACCAAUGCUGCAACAACCGCCCCUGUAAGGAGACCUGCUCCACCAAGAACGGCUGCUACAUCUGCAAAUGAUUGUUACACAAUGGUCGGUGGUAAUGCCGUCUACAGUGGUACAACGUCCGUCACCAUAAACAACCACGCCUGUCAGAAGUGGUCAUCACAGUCUCCAAACAAACAUGGCUACAUCGACAGCUACUUCUCCGUCACCAACGGAGACGCCAGUCCUGGCUAUGCAGGUGCUUCCAACUACUGCCGUGAUCCUUCGGGAGGUAACUUGAAACCUGAGGGUUUUGCAUGGUGUUACGUUGCUAGUGGCAAGACCAGAUGGGAGAGAUGUGACAUUCCCAGAUGUCCUGCUACCACCACCAAUGCUGCAACAACCGCCCCUGUCCCAGGUGCUAUUUCCAUAGCCAGCACCAUCAGUGUGGCGCUGAUCAUGGGCAAUAAACUGACCCCAGCCACACCGAGCCCCAUGCUGGCUGUUACAAGCACUGUGUCCACACCGUUGAUAGCAUUGACAGCUCUGUGUGGUCAUCACAGUCUCCCAAACAAACAUGGCUACAUCGACAGCUACUUCUCCGUCACCAACGGAGACGCCAGUCCUGGCUAUGCAGGUGCUUCCAACUACUGCCGUGAUCCUUCGGGAGGUGACUUGAAACCUGAGGGUUUUGCAUGGUGUUACGUUGCUAGUGGCAAGACCAGAUGGGAGAGAUGUGACAUUCCCAGAUGUCCUGCCACCACCACCAAUGCUGCAACAACGUCCCCCGCUCCACCAAGAACGGCUGCCGUAACCACCACUGUUGCUGCAACGGCUGCUGCAUCUGCAAAUGAGUGUUACACAAUGGUCGGUGGUAAUGCCGUCUACAGUGGUACAACGUCCGUCACCAUAAACAACCGCGCCUGUCAGAAAUGGUCAUCACAGUCUCCAAACAAACAUGGCUACAUCGACAGCUACUUUUCCAUCACCAACGGAGACGCCGGUCCUGGCUAUGCAGGUGCUUCCAACUACUGCCGUGAUCCUUCGGGAGGUAACUUGAAACCUGAGGGUUUUGCAUGGUGUUACGUUGCUAGUGGCAAGACCAGAUGGGAGAGAUGUGACAUUCCCAGAUGUCCUGCUACCACCACCAAUGCUGCAACAACUGCUGGCCCUGCGGCUGCUUGA
Haliotis rubra (blacklip abalone) is the source of this 1443-nucleotide messenger RNA. RefSeq names its product plasminogen-like. The transcript is spliced from 5 exons. Lineage: Eukaryota; Metazoa; Mollusca; Gastropoda; Lepetellida; Haliotidae. The record is from RefSeq and is a predicted model, not a curated record. Bases 1 to 1443 code for a protein of 480 amino acids.